AUGCCGUGGCUUAAACGUCUCAAUCCGAUGAUCAAUUGGGAAACUGGUGACUUUUGGUUUGGCAAAGAUGCCAAAUGGCCACCGAAACCCACCGUCAAAGAUGUACCAGAUGAAGAAGUUUCAAUUUUCAAGGAAGAUGACCUCUUAGAGUUAAUCACCACCGAAACUUCUCUGACCUCAUUUGGACAUUCAGAAUCUAUCAGAGAAAUCAUGGCUGAUAACAUUGAGCGUGGCGAGUUACCCGCAGUGCAGAAUGAUACCGAACCAGAUGACCCACCAUUAGAACCCUCUAUGGAUCAGCUUGAUGAUGACGAUCUAGUUAUCUCCUAUAUCGCAGGAGAACCAGUUAUUGGGAUAUUUGAACCCAUCAGGAAGGAAUCGCCUUUGAUAAAUGAAGAGACUGGAACCGCAAAUACGAUCUUUUAUAAACCAUCCGGUAAAUCACAGGAAUUGGCACAACAGGCACACAAGGAAGUGUCAGCUGCAGACAAACCCAAGACCAUUGAGGAGUUGGUACCCGACUACCUCCACAAUUUGAAGUCAGUCUUUGAAAAGAAAGCAGCUGAACGCUUUCCAGAAACCAGGCCUUGGGACCACGCCAUUGACUUGAAACCCGAUUUUAUUCCACGUGACUGUAAAGUCUAUCCGUUAUCGCUCAAAGAACAAGGAGCGAUGGAUGACUUCCUGGAAGAAAAUCUGCGAAAAGGAUACAUCCGACCGUCGAAAUCUCCCAUGGCUUCACCAUUUUUCUUCGUAGGAAAGAAAGACGGAGCACUACGUCCCUGUCAGGAUUACCGAUACCUGAAUGAAGGGACGGUGAAGAACACCUAUCCUCUUCCGCUCAUUUCUGACCUUAUGGAUCAAUUCAAAGGCGCAUCGAUCUUUACGAAAAUGGAUUUACGCUCCGGAUAUAACAAUGUCAGAGUCAAAGAUGGUGACCAGUGGAAGGGUGCGUUUAAGACAAACCGUGGACUUUUCGAACCCAUGGUCAUGUUCUUUGGACUCUGCAACUCCCCGGCGACUUUCCAAAUGAUGAUGAACGCACUCUUUGAGGACAUCAUCGAUGAAGGAUGGAUAGUCAUUUAUAUGGAUGAUAUCCUCAUCUUCUCGAACGAUUUGGAAGAACAUCACAUUCGAACCCGACACGUACUCCAGCGACUCAAAGACAACGACCUAUCCCUUAAACCGGAAAAGUGUUUCUUUGACGUUAAGGAAGUCGAAUUCCUAGGCAUGAUCAUUCGAGAGAACUACAUCGGCAUGGACCCCAUCAAACUUAAAGGAAUUGCAGAAUGGCCUGAACCAAGCACGGUAAAAGGUGUUCGCUCUUUCUUAGGGUUUGGAAACUUCUACCGGAAAUUGCCAACUUCUCGGAUAUUGCCAAACCAUUGA
Messenger RNA from Sparassis crispa, 1389 nucleotides. RefSeq lists its product as hypothetical. Bases 1 to 1389 code for a protein of 462 amino acids. The record is from RefSeq and is a predicted model, not a curated record. Lineage: Eukaryota; Fungi; Basidiomycota; Agaricomycetes; Polyporales; Sparassidaceae. The transcript has 2 exons.